AUGGAGGGAUUCAAAAACAAGGAUGAGAAUUUUGAAAUCAAGUCCUUCUUUGAUUCGAUGGCCCGUGUCAUGCCCCAAGGUUCGGUCUACAAGGAUGUUCCACAUUUCAUCAACGAAAAUGGAAAUUACAUUUUCUGCAGAUAUUGGGAACCUAAAACACCGCCCAGGGCUUUAGUGAUGAUAAUACAUGGUGCAGGCGAACACAGUGGCCGCUACCUAGGAAUCGCUUCGAUGUUCACAAAGCACUCCCUGUUCGUAUUUUCACAUGAUCACAUUGGCCAUGGGCAGAGUGAAGGCAAACGCAUGAGUGUGCCUCAUUUCAGGGUAUACAUCCGGGACAGCUUGCAGCACUUUGACAUGAUGGUGAACCGUUACCCAAACCUAAAGGUUUUCAUACUCGCACAUGCCAUGGGAGGUACGAUUGCAAUCUAUGUAGCGAACGAGAGACAGAGCUAUAUUGCUGGGGUGAUUUUUAUAGCUCCCUUGGUGUUAUUGAAUCCUGAGUCAGCAACUCCUGCAAAGAUGUGCUGUGCCAGAGUGUUGUAUCACAUCAUGCCAAAUCUAACCUUGGGAUACAUUGAUCCUCAGUGGCUUUCCAGGGCACAGAAAGAGGUGAGGAGCUAUGAAAAUGAUCCUCUCAACUAUCAUGGACCUUACAGGAUGAAAUUCACUGUUUUGGUGUUACAAGCGGUGGCCAAACUCGAGAAGGUUUUGCCCACCAUCACUUGGGCAAUGCUGAUUUUACAUGGUGAUGCAGAUAAACUGUGUGACAUCAGGGGCUCCUUCCUCCUGUACAAGAAGGCAGCCAGCUCGGACAAGACAUUGAAGAUCUUCAAUAAAUGUUACCACCAGCUCCAUCGAGAAAUGCCAAGAGUCACUGCGGAAGUGUUUCAAUUGAUUGGAAAGUUUAAAGUGCAGACCUGGAGUACAGAAGACAAAAACUAUUCAUCAAAAGAGAAAAAAAGCCUGAAUUUUGCAAUUGUAAGGACAGUGAAACUCUCAGCGUUUGCCAUCAUUACUCCCUUGAAGCUGACAGCACCUCCUGGAGUCUGCACAUGUGAUGUUAAACACGGAGAUCCAGAAGUUGCUGUUGGUUCUACUUCAAUACUUCCCAGAGGGUGUGCUGUUGAAGUCCCUCUAGAAUACAUCAAUGAGAAAUCACUGGACUGA
Carcharodon carcharias (great white shark) is the source of this 1170-nucleotide messenger RNA. RefSeq names its product monoglyceride lipase-like. Gene Ontology annotation, cellular component: membrane. Lineage: Eukaryota; Metazoa; Chordata; Chondrichthyes; Lamniformes; Lamnidae. The coding region runs from base 1 to 1170 and encodes 389 amino acids. The record is from RefSeq and is a predicted model, not a curated record. The transcript has 9 exons. Gene Ontology annotation, molecular function: lipase activity.